AAGCACUUUCCGAAAUGAUAGUGGUACUGUAAUAACAAACAUUUCCUUCUCCCCAUCAUAACGAUUAGCGACGGAGACGAAGAACAUAACAAGACCUACCAUUGGUAGAGAGAGAGAGAGUCUUUGUGUGUUAAUGGAUCGGAUUCUGAAGGCCGCUCGAACAUCCGGCUCGCUCAACCUUUCCAAUCGCUCUCUCCGGGAUGUGCCUACAGAGGUAUAUCAAUGUCUCGAAACAACCGGAGAAGGAGAAAACUGGUGGGAGGCGGUUGAUUUACAGAAGCUGAUCUUGGCACAUAAUGAAAUUGAGGUUUUGAGAGAGGAUCUUAAGAACCUUGCUUGUUUGGUUGUGCUGAAUGUUAGUCAUAACAAACUGUCUCAACUUCCAGCAGCGAUUGGGGAGCUUGACUGUUCAAGCAAUCGGCUUAAAGAACUGCCAGAUACUCUUGGAAGAUGUUUGGACUUAUCUGAUUUGAAGGCCUCAAAUAAUCAAAUCUCCAGUUUGCCUGAAGGCAUGGCCAACUGUUCGAAAUUAUCUAAAUUGGAUGUGGAGGGAAACAAGCUCACAGUUCUCUCCGAGAGGCAGAUAUCAUCAUGGACCAUGCUUACAGAACUCAAUGCAGCUAAGAAUAUGUUGGGUGGUCUGCCACAAAAUAUUGGAAGCCUCUCGCGUCUUAUCCGGCUAGAUCUUCAUCAGAACAAAAUCUCGUCUAUUCCACCGUCAAUAGGCGGUUGCUCCUCUCUUGUGGAGUUCUAUUUGGGAAUAAACUCGCUAUCAACAUUACCAGCAGAGAUUGGAGAUUUAUUAUGUCUAGGAACUUUGGAUCUUCGUUCUAAUCAGCUCAAGGAAUAUCCAGUUGGGGGAUGUAAAUUGAAGCUCUCGUAUCUAGAUCUUUCAAAUAAUUCAUUGACAGGAUUGCAUCCUGAGCUCGGCAACAUGACUACUCUGAGAAAGCUUGUACUUGUUGGCAAUCCUUUGAGAACCCUUAGAAGCUCAUUAGUAAAUGGUCCAACAGCUGCUCUAUUGAAGUAUCUUAGGAGCCGCCUCUCUAAUAGUGAAGAAACUAGUGCAAGCACUCCGACAAAGGAAAAUGUAAUCGCUUCAGCAGCUCGUAUGUCCAUAUCUUCAAAGGAACUCUCUCUGGAAGGACUCAACUUGACUGCUGUCCCUUCAGAAGUUUGGGAAUCUGGUGAAAUCACGAAAGUUAAUCUUUCUAAGAACUCUAUCGAGGAAUUGCCUGCUCAACUUUCUUCAUCUGUUUCCCUUCAGACUUUAAUUUUGUCAAGGAACAAGAUUAAAGAUUGGCCCGGUGAAAUCUUGAAGUCACUUCCCGGUCUUGUGUGCUUGAAGUUGGACAAUAAUCCCCUGAAGCAGAUUCCACUGGAUGGGUUUCAAGCAGUAUCUAGACUUCAGAUUCUCGAUCUAAGUGGUAAUGGAGCUUCCUUGGGCAUCAGAGAGCAUCCCAAGUUUUCACACUUGGCACAACUACAAGAGCUUUAUUUGAGCCGAGUCCAGCUGUCUGAAGUCCCUGAAGAUAUCCUCAACUUAGCUAAUCUGCUUAUCCUUGACUUGAGCCAGAAUUCACUUCAAUCGAUUCCCAAGGAUGUGAAGAACAUGGCUUCACUCAAACACCUGGACUUAUCCAACAACAACAUUUCAAGCCUUCCUCCAGAAUUGGGUUUGCUUGAACCAACACUUGAGGUUCUAAGGCUCGACGGGAACCCAUUAAGAAGCAUCAGGAGGCCAAUUCUAGAGAGAGGAGCAAAAGCUGUAUUGAAUUACCUGAAAGAUAAACUUCCAGAACAAAUGACGACAAUAGUAAUAAUAAUACUCCAGUCUCCAGCCAAGCAACAGAACAGUAGAGAGGAAGAAUCGCCACAGAAGAAGCUUAAGAAGCAAGAUAUUGAUCUUCCUCCUAAUUUUCUAUUCCUCUUCACACGUCUGGCAAGUUUCGGUGGAGCCGAAAAAGUCAAGAGCUUUUGCUUUCCAGAAAAAAUGGCUGACGGAAACUGGAUGGUGUCGUUCGAGGAUCUUCCUUCUCAUUUGAUCUUUGAGGUGUUGACCUCUGGCCGGCUUAAUGCGGCUGAUCUACUCAGCCUGGAAUUGACCUCAAAGGCUUUCGGAGGGAGCUGUGGAUUGUACCCUUUGAAAUUCAGAUCACUAGCUGAUCAUGCGGCGUCUCAGCUUUGCUCUACGCAUCCUGUCUACGUGGGAAUGGGUUUGGCUACGCAGAAAGAGCUCUUUGCGAAUUGCGAGGGAAACUGGAAGCGGCUUUUGAGGUUCUUGCAAUCAGUUGAGCAAUCUUCAGAUAUGGUUGAAACCUCUGCAGGCAAUAUGCAAAUUACAACAGGGAGGUAUCACACGUUGCUAAUCAACAACUCAAAGGUUUACUCUUGCGGUGCAAGUUUGUCUGGUGUUCUUGCUCAUGGCCCAGAAACUACUCAAUGCGUUGCAUUUACCCCUAUUGAGUUCCCCUGCUCUGCUCAAGUGGCUCAAGUCUCAGCCACACAGAACCAUUCUGCUUUCGUAUUGCAAUCUGGAGAGGUUCUCACAUGUGGGGAUAACUCGUCGUAUUGCUGUGGUCAUUUAGAUACUAGCCGUCCAAUAUUUAGGCCUAAGCUUGUUGAGGCUUUAAAGGGAACUCCUUGUAAGCAGGUGGCUGCAGGGCUGCACUUCACUGUGUUUCUGUCAAGGGAAGGGCGUGUGUUUACAUGUGGAUCAAACACACACGGACAGCUUGGUCAUGGCGAUACCUUGGACAGACCAGUACCCAAAGCUGUUGAAUUUCUUGACAGCGUUGGCCCCGUGGUGCAAAUCGCAACUGGACCGAGCUAUGUUUUAGCUGUGACAAAGGAUGGCUCGGUUUACUCCUUUGGCUCUGGUUCUAGCUUCUGCCUUGGUCACGGAGAGCAACAGGACGAGCUCCAGCCGCGUGUAAUUCAGGCUUUUAAGAGAAAAGGUAUUCAUAUACUCCGUGUCUCUGCAGGCGAUGAACACGCCGUGGCACUUGAUUCCAAUGGCCGUGUAUACACAUGGGGUAAAGGUUACUGCGGUGCACUAGGCCAUGGAGACGAAAACGACAAGAUCACUCCUCAAAUUUUGGUCAGUUUCAAGAACUGCCUCGCUGUCCAGGUGUGUGCAAGAAAGAGGAAAACGUUUGUAUUAGUGGAAGGCGGAUUGUUGUAUGGAUUUGGGUGGAUGGGAUUUGGAAGCCUCGGGUUCCCGGACAGAGGAGUUUCGGACAAAGUUUUGAGGCCAAGAGUGUUGGAGAGCCUGAAACCACACCGAGUCUCUCAAGUCAGCACCGGUUUGUAUCACACCAUUGUGGUCACUCAAGGUGGUCGCAUUUUCGGAUUUGGAGAUAACGAAAGAGCACAGCUUGGUCACGACUCACUCCGUGGCUGCUUAGAACCUACCGAGAUCUUUCUCCAUUGUGGCCGUUCUCGUAGCCGCCUUUGCUGAUCCAAGUGAAUAAGCAAGUUUGUACGUAUGAACCGGAUUGGUAUCAGUACUUUAACCGGUAGUGUAUGUUGUUGUAUGAUUUGUAUCCGUUUGAUUUUUCGAGUGUAUCAAAGAUUUUUCCGGUUUUGUGUAUCGAAGAUGCUUCCGGUUUGAAUUGUUUAGAGAGCAAAUUUUCAAGAGGAAAAACAACCAAUGAGCAGAAGAAGGAAUCAUUUGCAACUAA
This is a messenger RNA of Thlaspi arvense, 3683 nucleotides long. The record is from the annotation of a GenBank genome assembly. NCBI's taxonomy places the organism in Eukaryota, Viridiplantae, Streptophyta, Magnoliopsida, Brassicales, Brassicaceae.